UAGAAUGAGGGCCUUCGUCAUCCAGGACUCUUGGAGCCGGCGCUAACCAGUGGUCCGACCCGAACCUUACCCCUCUUCAUUCUUGCACAACACACCAAAUUUCCAGCCAUUUUCCUCUUCGCCGUCUAGGUUUUACCAAACAUCCCUUUCUUCUUGCUCUUCUAGAUCGUCUGUCCCAAGCAAGAAGGAACCACAACCACGCGUACCACAGCUCCUUUAACAAUAUGCUUGGCCCUCGCUCUUCUUCAACGAUCUCCACAGCGUGCUCUUCUCGUUGACGAUCCGAUACGCCGACACUGCUUUUUACUGCGCACGCUAUUCUCGACCAACAUCUGAAGCGGCCUCUGAGUUCUCUCCGCCAUGUCAAGAUUCUUGGCAAUUGGUAGCGUAAAAAGAGUUUCAAAAUCACUACAUAAAAAUUGGAGUAGUACCAGUCAAGAUGGAAGGGAAUAUGGAAUGCUCAUUAAGGAUGGACAGCAUUCUCCUCUUUACAGAUUUUACCAGCAAUGUACACAUUCUGCUAGAGGAUAUAAUUCGUUCACGGCAUACAGCAUAAAAAAUGGUCUAUCAGGCAAUUUUCCCAAAAAAUACCCAGCCAAUUCAGCAAAUAAUACUAUUGCACAUAAUGCCCAACGUGCUUGGAAGAGCUUCUUCCAGAGAUCAUUGUCUAAGGGGUGGACUUCUCUCCCUAUAAGUAAAAGUGCUCAAGCUGUUAGCUUGGCCUUGACCCGCUCAUAUGUGAUUGUUCCUGGAAUUUUUGCCAUAGUAUGUGGAAGAAAUAUUGCAUUGGCACGGGCACCAUCUGACAUGGAUUUCAUCCAUCCAAAGAAUACAUUCUACAUGCAUGCUCAAGAUGGUCAUGCUAUCUUCACACAGUUGGUCCUUUCAAUAUUUGAAUGCGUUGUUUUAUUGUUAAGAGCAAUUUAUUUGACAAUACUCUUCACACCUUGCAUAGCAUUGGCUCCAUUUGCUGAUACUUUUGGACCUCACUUCCGGAAAAUGUGGCUAGAGGUUGUUCAUCAGACACUUGAAAGAGCUGGGCCAGCAUUUAUAAAGUGGGGCCAGUGGGCAGCUACACGACCGGAUCUGUUCCCUAGUGAUUUGUGUACUGAGCUGUCAAAGCUUCACACUAAGGCACCUGAGCAUAGCUUUGCGUAUUCAAAAAAAGUGAUUGAGAAAGCAUUUGGUCGUAAAAUUUCUGAAAUUUUUGAUGAUUUUGAGGAAACACCUGUAGCAUCAGGAAGUAUAGCUCAGGUUCAUCGAGCUACAUUGAAGUAUCAAUAUCAUGGUAGGGAGAUUAAGCCCAUUGAUGUGGCUGUCAAGGUUAGGCAUCCUGGAGUUGGUGAAUCUAUUAAAAGAGACUUUGAAAUAAUUAAUUUGGUUGCUAAAACAUCGAAGUUCAUGCCUGCUCUAAAAUGGUUGAGACUGGAUGAAAGUGUCCAGCAAUUUGCAGUUUUUAUGUUGUCCCAAGUAGAUCUUGCAAGAGAGGCUUCUCAUUUGAGUCGUUUCAUUUAUAAUUUCCGGAGAUGGAAGGAUGUCUCUUUUCCUAAGCCUGUAUAUCCUCUAGUGCAUCCUGCAGUACUGGUAGAAACUUUUGAGCAAGGGGAGUGUGUGUCACACUAUGUUGAUGAUCUGGAGGGGAAUGAGCGACUUAAGAGCGCUCUUGCUCACAUUGGGACCAAUGCACUUCUCAAAAUGCUUCUGGUAGACAACUUUAUGCAUGCUGAUAUGCAUCCUGGGAAUAUUCUAGUACGGGUACAUCAGAGCAAGUCAUCCCGGAGACGUAUCUCCAAAAUUAAGCCUCAUGUCAUUUUCCUUGAUGUAGGCAUGACUGCUGAACUUUCUAAAAAUGAUAGAGGAAAUUUAAUAGAAUUUUUCAAGGCUGUUGCCACCCGAGAUGGCCGCACAGCAGCUGAGUGCACAUUGAAAUUAUCAAAGAAGCAGGACUGCCCUGAUCCAGAUGCCUUCAUUAAGGAAGUGAAGGAGUCAUUUGAUUUUUGGGGUACUCCAGAAGGUGAUCUAGUCCAUCCUGCAGACUGCAUGCAUCAUCUACUUGAGCAAGUUAGGCGUCAUCAAGUAAACAUCGACGGAAAUGUCUGUGCUGUGAUGGUGACAACUUUAGUCCUGGAGGGUUGGCAGCGGAAACUUGAUCCUGAUUACGACAUAAUGCAUACACUACGUACACUGCUGCUCAAAGCUGACUGGGCAAAGUCACUAGCAUACACAAUUGAGGGAAUUAUGGCCCCAUGAGAAGAACUCCCAGUCCAGAUUAGUACAAACAAUUUUCUUAGGAAAAGUUUGCCUUUUAUAACAUUUUAGUUCAUAAAACUGUCACCCAGGCUCUGAACUGUGGCAAGAAUUUUGUUAGGAAAAGUCUUACCUUGUAUUUAGCUUUUUGAUUCACAAAGCUGUCAACUCGGCUUAUAAUUGUGUCAAGAACGAAAGAGAUUCUUGAGAAAGGUAUUCACAAAUGUAAUUGUUUAAUUCUUCAAUAUUCUGGACUAAGAGAAGUAUACAUAAAUGAAACUUGCCUAUGUACA
Molecule: messenger RNA, 2540 nt
Organism: Ipomoea triloba (trilobed morning glory)
Lineage: Eukaryota; Viridiplantae; Streptophyta; Magnoliopsida; Solanales; Convolvulaceae
Exons: 5
Coding region: 361-2250 (629 amino acids)
Source: RefSeq, a predicted model, not a curated record